AUGCAUCUCCUAGGCCCCUUGUUUCUGCUCCUCGAAUACUUAGCUUCUUCUAACUCACACCAAUGGAAAUUUGAGCACCCGGCCAUCCUCUAUGCCUGGGAGGGAGCCUGUGUCUGGAUUCCCUGCCACCGUGUAAUCCCAGGAAUUGUCCUAGAAAACCUGACUGUGUACCAGAAUUAUGUAUAUGACGAUAAGACCAAGAAUUACAAUGGGACAAUCCUCUAUGAGAAGACAAAGUCACAGGUGCAUGACUCUCAGGGAAGAGUGAAAUUCCUGGGAGAUAAGAAAUCCAACUGCACCCUUCACAUCGACCCUGUAAAAGCCCAAGACAGCGGUCAGCUGGGGCUGCUGAUGACAGCGAAGAAUGAAAGAUGGAUGGAGAAUAUAGUCCUCAACGUCUCCAAAACGGCUCCUCCACCUCGCAUUGAGGUCCCUCCAGAAAUGUGGGAGUCACAGGAAGUCACUCUGACUUGCUUGCUGAAUUUUGCCUGCUUUGCACACCAGAUCAAAUUGCUGUGGUCCCUGCAAGGGUCACUUCAACUUUCCUCUGUCCUCUCGACUUCCCUGACCACCCAGGCUAUCUUCACCCAGAGCAAGCUCACCUUCCAGCCGCUAUGGACUCACCAUGGCAAGAAUCUGACCUGCCAGGUCUGGAAUGACACAGCAGACAGUCUGCUCUCUCAGGAAACGGUGUGGCUAGAUGUGAAGCACAAACCAAAGUUGGAUGUCAUUCCCAAAGAAAUCACUGUAACAGAGGGUGAUCCUGUGACCAUGACGUGCCAGGUCAUCAGCAGCAAUCCAGAGUACCAGACUCUUUCCUGGUUCAAGGAUGGAAUCCUCAUGAGAGAGCAGGAGACACUGCAAAGGGAGCAGAAGACUCUCAAGCUAACUCUGCCUAAAGUGACCAAACAGAUGAGUGGAAAGUAUCAUUGUGAGGCCAACAAUGAUUUGGGCUCAUCAGCAUCAGAAGCGGUCCUCCAAGUGCUCUAUGCUCCAGAACCUUCCAGGGUUCAGAUCUUCUCCUCGCCAGCUAAGGAGGAAAGUACAGUAAAUCUGACUUGUAUAUCACAGGCCAAUCCUCCUCCAACCAAUUAUACCUGGUAUCACAAUAACAUUGAAGUACGGAGAGGAACAGAUAAGACCUUUCAGAUCUUACAGGUCCUCCACAAGCAUGCUGGGAGUUAUUUCUGUUUGGCAGAAAACAGUCUUGGUCUUGGAGGAGUUGACCAGGAAGCUGAAUUGGAUGUCCAAUAUUCCCCCAAGGAGGUAACCAUGGUGAUUCAAAACCCUACACCAAUUCGAGAAGGAGACAAUGUGACCCUGUCCUGUAACUAUGCUUCCAGUAACCCCAGCGUUACCAGAUAUAAAUGGAUACCCCUCGGCUCCUGGAAAGAGCUAGUACCUGGGGUGCUAAUGAUUCAAAAAGUUGCCUGGAAUGCCGAACCAUUCGCCUGCGCAGCCUGUAACCAGUGGUGUUCGUGGGCUCGCCCUGUCAACCUGCAGGUCCAAUAUGCCCCCAGAGAUGUCAAGGUCCUGCUGAUUAGCCCCCAUUCUGAGAUUCACUCCGGACACGCAGUCCUCCUCCGGUGUAACUUCUCAAGCAGCCGUCCCACAGAUGUCCACUUCUUCUGGAAGAAGAAUGGGAUCUUUCUGAGGGAGGGAAGAGAACUGAGCUUUGGCUCCAUCUCCCCAGAAGAUGCUGGAAGUUACAGCUGUGUGGCCAGUAACUCCAUAGGACAGAGCACAUCCAAGGCCUUGGUGCUCCCAGUGCUGUAUGCACCUAGGAGGCUAUGGGUGUCCAUCAGCCCCAAAGACAGCGUGAUGGAGGGGAAGAAGGCAGUCCUGACUUGUGAGAGUGAUGCCAACCCUCCCAUCUACCAAUAUACCUGGUUUGACUGGAAUAACCAGAACCUCCACCAUAAUCAUCGGAUGCUGAGACUGGAUCCUGUGAAGGUCCAGCACUCAGGCGCCUAUUGGUGCCAGGGGUUCAACAAACUGGGUGUGGACCGGUCGCCCCCCAGUACCCUCACUGUCUAUUACAGCCUGCAGACCAUCAGCCGGCGAGUGGCCGUGGGACUGGGGCUGUGCCUGAUCAUCCUCUUCCUGGCAUUCUUGGGAGUCAAGUUUCAGCGAAGCUGGAAGAGGAUUCAGAGCCAGCAAGGGCCUCAGGAAAAUUCCAGUGGGCAGAGCUUCUUUGUGAGGAAUAACAAGAUUAGAAGAGCCCCCCUCCCUGAAGGCCUCCAGUCCCUGGGCUGCUACAAUCCGGUGAUGGAAGAUUCUAUCAGCUAUGCGAUGCUGCGCUUUCCUGCUGGCGAGACUGACACACCCAGGAUUGGGGAUGCAGGGACCCCAGAGGUGCACAGACCUUCCCUAAACAGGGACAACACGGUCACUUACUCUGUGGUGCAGAAGCGGCAAGUGGGCGACUAUGAGAACGUGAUUCCAGAUGCUCCAGAAGACGAUGGGAUACAUUACUCGGAGCUGGUUCAUCUUGGGGUUGGGGAGCGGCCUCUGAGACAGGAAGGAGUGGAGUACGUGACUCUAAAGCACUAA
Molecule: messenger RNA, 2553 nt
Organism: Pipistrellus nathusii (Nathusius's pipistrelle)
Lineage: Eukaryota; Metazoa; Chordata; Mammalia; Chiroptera; Vespertilionidae
Source: the annotation of a GenBank genome assembly